AUGGCACAUUGGCCAACGAUUUUUCAACUCUACUUGAUACUACUAUUCGUGCAUGUGGCACAAUUCUCCGAAGCUACUUGGCCUGGUCCUCGUUUGUUUAAUUUGUCUGGUUCGAUUAACAAUCAAUCAACAGGAGAUCUUGGCACGACAUGGGCGGUUCUUAUAGCUGGGUCAAAAGGGUACUAUAAUUAUCGUCAUCAGGCAGAUAUUUGUCAUGCGUAUCAAAUACUUAAAAAGGGAGGAUUAAACGACGAAAAUAUAAUUGUCUUCAUGUACGAUGAUAUCGCCUUUAAUCCAUUGAACCCAGUCCCUGGUAUCAUAUUUAACAAUCCCAGAGGCCCAGAUGUGUAUGCCGAUGUGCCAAAGGAUUAUACGGGUGAAAAUGUCACGGCAGCCAAUUUCCAUGCUGUGCUUCUUGGCAACAAAGCAGGUGUAAGUGGUGGAAGCGGGAAAGUCUUAGCAAGUAAACCUAACGAUAAAAUCUUCAUAUAUUACGCUGAUCAUGGUGGCCCUGGAGUUCUUGGGAUGCCGAACACGCCUUUCAUAUUUGCAGAUGAUUUGAUCCAAGUUUUGAAUCUUAAGUAUGCCAGUCGUACCUAUAGUGAGAUGGUCAUAUACGUUGAUGCAAGUGAAAGCGGAACUAUGUUCCAAGGUAUGUUGCCUAUGGAUUGGAACAUUUAUGUGACAACUGCAACAAAUAUGUACCAAAAUAGUUGGGCCACGUAUUGUCCCGAAACAAACCCUCCCCCACCUGCAGGACUCGAAGUUUGCAUAGGUGACUUAUACAGUAUUUCAUGGAUGGAAAACAGUGAAUCGGAAGAUUUGCGUAAUGAGACUUUGAGACAACAAUACUUGAAGGUGAAGAUGAGGACUUACAAUAACCAUUCCUCUCAUGGAUCUCAAGUGAUGCAAUAUGGUACUCUACACAUAAGCAAUGAAACUGUUUCAGAAUAUCAAGGUUCGUUACCUUGGAGCUUGAACAUGAAUAAUUCAGCUCAAUCUUUUGAACCCAUGGGUGUUGUCAACCAAAGAGACGCAGAUCUCUAUUCCAUGUGGCAAACGUACAAGAAAUCAACAAAAGUAUCACAACAGAAGGAUGAACUACUCAAGGAAAUCAACGAAAUAACGGCAUAUAGGGCACAUUUGGAUAGGAGUGUCGAUGUGAUCAAAGGCUAUUUAUUAGGGAAGGGACAUGAAUCAGUUAGAAGUGAAGGAGCAGCCCUUGUAGAUGACUGGAAAUGUCUUAAGUCUAUGGUUCGAACAUUUGAGACACAUUGUGGAUCAUUAACUCAGUAUGGCAUGAAACAUACACGAACAUUCGCAAACAUAUGCAACAACGGUGUUACUGCAGAAGCCAUGGACAAAGCUUCAAAGAUGGCGUGUAGCAGAUAUAACUUGGGGCAAUGGAAUCCUGCGUUUGUCGGUUACAGUGCUUGA
Messenger RNA from Cynara cardunculus var. scolymus (artichoke), 1437 nucleotides. Its product is annotated as vacuolar-processing enzyme beta-isozyme-like. The coding region runs from base 1 to 1437 and encodes 478 amino acids. The record is from RefSeq and is a predicted model, not a curated record. Gene Ontology annotation, biological process: vacuolar protein processing. NCBI's taxonomy places the organism in Eukaryota, Viridiplantae, Streptophyta, Magnoliopsida, Asterales, Asteraceae. Gene Ontology annotation, molecular function: cysteine-type endopeptidase activity. The transcript has 9 exons.